ACGGUCGAUUUCAAUCAAAUAACUGACUUUCUAAUCUAAGAAAUUAGUAUCCACUAGAUCUAACCGCCAUUUAAAACAUAAAAAAAAAUGUUAUGAACUAAGAUGUUGGUGAUAUUACUAAUUUUAUUCACAAAUGUUCUCGCUGACAGUGACGAAGAUAAGUACGUGGACCUUUUACCAGAUGAUGAAAAGAGGGAGUUUCUAGAAAGAGUAGCGAGGAGGAUACUUAAAGAUGUGCAAAGUCAAGAGGAUAAACAAAACGCUAAAAGUGGAGAACAGCAAGAUGAAGAUUUGGAGAAACACAAUGAAUACAUCAAAAAUAUUCUUAAAGAAGAAACCGAUAAAAUCAGAAGAAGUAAAGCUGAAGAUUUACAAGAUAAAUCCAAUGAGAAAGAGCUAGGUGUAAAACCUUUGGGAUCUGAAAAAAUGGCAACUCUUGAAGAGCCUGAUCAAGAUGCAGUGGAUCUGACGUUACGCAACGAUAGAAGAGAUAUCGGUUUAGAAGACGAACAGUCUAUUCAUGUAGAAAUUAUAAAUGAUGAAGCUCCUAUAAUAAAGAGAUCUAUACCAAAUGAUCCUAUUAAUAAGAACGAUGAGAAUACGGCUGAAAUUUUGGAAAGAGUACAACCGGGAAACAAUUUAAAUAGUCCUAAAGUACCAGAAAGACGAAGUAAUUCUGCUGAUUCUGACGGAGAAGCUAUGUCAGUCAAAGGUUUGGACGAUCCUUUUGCACGUAGGUCUAACGAUGAACCAAACCCACCAGAAACCACAACGAGUACUGUUGAAACCACUUCUUUAUUCCACGUGGAAUCAAUAGGUAAUAAUUCUGAAUCACUCAAUGUCACAAGUGAUAAUGUAGAGGCUACAACUGUUGUUAGUAACGUGACAGAAAAUGAAAAAACAGAAAGUAUAACAACAACAGCAGAAAGUACCACAACAACAGAAACUACAACUACAACAGCAGAAACUACAAGUACAACAGCAGAAACUUCAACUACAACAGCAGAAAGUACCACAACAGCAGAAAGUACCACAACAACAGCAGAAAAUGCCACAACAACAGCAGAAAUUACAACUACAACAGCAGAAAGUACCACAACAGCAGAAAGUACCAUAACAGCACAAAGUACCACAACAACAGCAGAAAGUACCACAACAACAACACAAAGUACCACAACAACACAAAGUACCACAAUGACAGCAAAAAGUACCACAAAAGCACCAGUAACGAGCACUACAACAGUAACAACAAGUGAAGCAUCAACAACCAGCGCUGAAAUUGAAUCUACAGAAGAUGAAAUAGUUACAACAGCAGAAUUAAAUACAGAAAGUACAUUAACAUCAACUAUGACAGACGAGGAAACUACAGCGGCAAUCAAAAACACUGUUAAACCUAAAAAAGCUAAAAAAACUAAAUCAAAAACUACGACAACUACAGAAUCUACAGAAACUUCAGAAUCUACGGAAACUACAGAAACUUCAGAAUCAACAGAAACUACAAAAACUACAGAAAGUACUACAGUUACUGAUAGUGCUGAAGCCACAACACAUAGUAUAUUCAUACCCCUAAACGAUGGUAUUGUUGUAGAAGAAUUUACAUCAGCACCUAGAAGAAAACCAAUACUAAUAAAGAAUCUUUAUAAAAAGAAGACAAUACAUAUUAAAGAUCUUUCCAAAGAUACUAAAAAGAAAACUGCUAAACCAUUCAGGUUUGCAAAAGCCAAAACUGCUAAACCGAAAUUCAUAUAUCAUAAAGCGGCAAAAUAUAUAGUUGGACCCAAAGGACAGAAGAUAAAAGAAGAAUUAGAAAAAGAGGCAUCUAAUAAAAAUUUCAUUGAACUACAGAAAGCGUAUUACGACAAUAACUACAAAGUUAAAAAAGGGAAGGAGUAUCAAGUUUAUGAAAUACCGGCUGGCAAAUCACCCUUCGUCCAUGAAGAAGACACAGCCUCAGAACAACCUUACUAUGUACCAGUAUACACUUAUUCUGCUUCUAACGCUUACUUCAAUCCUCAAAACCGUCGAGGACCAAACGAGAAUGAUGCAAGUCCAGAAAUCGCAAGCCCAUUCGGUCUACUAGACAGUGAUACCAUACCACAACAGAAUUUUGUAUCAAAUCCAGUAGAUAUGCAAUACACAGACACAGCAUUUGAUGAUCUAAGAAAGAAAUUUGGUAGUCAACAGAAAAUUUCUACUAGCAUACACAAACAACCACAGUUAAAUAGAGUACAAACAAUAAAAAAGCGUAUUAAAGUAAAUGAAGAUGAUUAUUUAGAUUCAGAUUAUUAUUACGGAAGAGUCAGAAUAGACGAACAGAAAACAAAUAAAGGAGAAAUCCCAAAUUCCAAUGAAAAGGUUCAUCCAGUUCACAGCCUUUCAGAAGGGAAUUUAAAAGACCACGUUAGAGCGGUCAGGAAUAUACUGUUUCAUCAAAAAUCUUUUGGACUUCUAGGCAAAGAGACGAAAGAAUCAGAUUCAACUCAACUAGGGAAAAAACAUGUUUUACGUAUUGACUACGAGGACGAAUAUCCAACACACGAAAAAACAAAAAGCAAAAACCAAGUUCCAGAACAGAACAUAGCCAUAGACUAUUAUUUUGGCAGAGAAAACAAGCAAAACGAACAGAACGUAGGUAAUUUAAAAGAUGUGAACGUUCCUAAAGAAUUAUUUAUAAUGGACGAAGAUUUUAAAACAAACGUAUUGAAAUAUAUAGAUGAAAAAGCGCAGAAGGAAAACGCAGAAUUACAAUUACAGCCUGCCACCCCACUCCCGCCGGCUGCCAAAAUGAUUGACAUUACAGAAUCAAAAAUUUCCGAAAUAUUUGCUUCUUCAGAACUAGACAAGAUAAGGACUGCUAAUAUGAUGAUAAACUCAGGAACAGAAGCUAACAAGCAAGGUUUGAGACAGGUAGCAGUGUCUCCAAUUCCUUUAGUUCAAAUAAAUAAUAACGAAAAGAUAAAAGAUGAGGCCAAAGUAGAAAAUACUGAUUUGAAUCAGCAAAAAAAUGAUAACGUGGAGAUGAAAUUGAUUAACAGAAGGAAUGACGAUGUGAGAGUCAGCGUGUAUUUGAAGGUGUUAAAAGAUAUGAUAUCGAUGGAUAAUAAUGCGUUGACGCAAUAUGAUUGGUUGGGAACGACUGUGGACGUGCAAUCGGGGUUGCAGAAAAUGUUUGAAUUGACUUCUCUCGUAACAAACAACGAAAAAGUCCACCCAGCGGACUUAGAAAUCCUAAAAUACAUGCUCUUCCUACACAAACUAUCUACCGAAGUGCUCCAAGCGAACGAUUUCGAUGCUCAACUGCGUAAGAAACUUCUGCCAAAGAAUAAGAAUAAAAAGAAGAAGAAACGACUGUUAAAGCAGAAAGGCCUGAUGAAUAGAGUCUGGUUGUAUUUAAGAAAAGAGGUGCCUGAUGUCAAUGAAGAUGGAGCUCUGAAGAGUUUGAAUAAGUUUCUGAUGAAUAUCGAAGAUGCUGUGUUUGAUUUACACGACGCAAUAAGAAACAUAGCUAAAAUAACGAAAUACAAAAAACAGCAUUGGUUUAAGAAUUUAAAAGAAUUGUACAUAAGUACAGAUGACAAGGAAAUUCUAGAGAUAUUACUCCAUAUGACUGUUCUAAGAUUUUUCACUUUGAUCGAAGAGAGUACUAAGAAUGGCUUGGAACGCGACUAUAUUGAGUAUAUGAAGAAAAAUAAGAAAGAUUCGAAGAAAACUUUGGAAGAAAUGAUGUUUAUUAUGCAAAUAUUGGCCGAUUAUAAUAAAUUUGUUAAAUAG
Helicoverpa armigera (cotton bollworm) is the source of this 3771-nucleotide messenger RNA. RefSeq lists its product as uncharacterized. Lineage: Eukaryota; Metazoa; Arthropoda; Insecta; Lepidoptera; Noctuidae. Gene Ontology annotation, biological process: regulation of transcription by RNA polymerase II. Gene Ontology annotation, cellular component: chromatin. The transcript has 4 exons. The record is from RefSeq and is a predicted model, not a curated record. Bases 103 to 3771 code for a protein of 1222 amino acids.